UGCACGCGUCAUGUGGCGUCUUUGUGAAAGAUAUACCCCUGUAUGACUGAUGCUCUUCAACUUGACGGACUAUUCCGUAACGAAAAAAUAUCCCCUUUCUGGACAUACUCAUUCAGGGUGUAUGGGAGGUUGGAGGCUGAGGCCUAGCGAAGAAUGAGUCGCCGCGGUAGCAGGAGGAGGAACAGUCGGAGGAGGAAGAGCUCCACCACCAGUAAACAGAGUGCCUCUCAAUGCGUUUUUCAAAAACAAAACAAAAGUAACAGUGUGGUUUCCCAGGAUGACAUCACUGAGAAGGGAGAGAUUGAGUCAUUACGCAAAGAAAAUGUUUUGUCAGCCUCUGAUGAAGAGGGAAAAUACAGUGAGAUUCCAAGCAAAGAGAAAAAAGUCAGGCGAGACGGUCAUGGGGAGACCUCUCGAAACAAAAGGCCACCUAGCAUCGCAAAGCAAGGGGACGAAGACAGAGGGGUGAAAUUCACAACUUUGGUAACCAUUGACGAUUUGCAACCCUCAUCUUCAAAAAUCAUCUUUCAGCACUCUCACAUUGGCUCGAACGUGAAGUUUGAAAUUCAAGAAAUUCUACAGGUCGAGAACUCAGGGAUCAAGACAGUAUAUGUGUUCCAAAGUCAACAGGGGGCUACCGGAGAGCCUUGUGUCCAGAGUCAACGUGAGAAGAGACUCAGUCCAAAUAAUAACUUAAUUCAGCAGUCAUGGACUCUAAACCCAAAUGUAAACAUCACAGUGCAGAGUCAAAACAGGAAGCACAACUACGAAUUUAGCGUUCCAGAAAGCAGCAAGGAUGCAGGGGUCACAGCAAGACAUAGCAUUGCGUCAAGCUGCUGUGAUGAUCAUUUCACUUUUCACCGUUCGCCCAGCAACAAUGCCACCGACUUCACAUUGGCAGGUGGGUCCGCUAGCCCAUCCCCUUUGUCUGACUUCUGGAAAAGCACAGAUGCACUGUGUGACAUUCCCCCACCGCGUGAGUUUUCCGACUGUAAAUAUGACCCCCUGGCAGACCUUACCGAAGACAUAGCUUCCUGUCAGAUUGGAGCUUGUGGUACUAUGGACAAACAGCAAGGGGUGUUCAGUCCACCACCCUCCAUGAGGUACCAUAAAGACUCUGGCUGCCCCUACUCAUCCGAUGGUGAAGACAGUGCCCAUUUGGCAUCUUUCUUCGACAGCGUAUCAGAAUCAGACAACUACGAACCCAUGUUCAUGAGACCACCAUUGUCAGUGAGCAGGUCCAGUUACACCAAAGACUUCAUCAAAAACCACGAGAUGAAGACCCAGAUGCGUAACAAUAGCAUAGCUACUGUAGAAUGCAAAAGCUGCUCAUCGUCCAGUUAUCUACAAAAGCCGACGAAGAGGCGACGGACUUUCCCUGGAGUGAAAGAAGAACCAAGUCAAUUGCAGGAGGGCCUACCUUCGUGGGAGGGAAGGGAGUCCUUUUCGUCUGGCACCAUCUCCUCGUACAUUACGGAGUCUCUUCCGCUCCAAGCAGAGAGACUGAGCAGACUGACAGCAGACUACCAGGAAGACGAGAGGCUUUGUCCCUUUAGUGCAUUGAGUCGUAAAUCCUCCCGAAGCAGCUGCAGUUACAGACCCAGCUCCAGCAAUGCAAACAGCCACCUCGAGCCACAGCAACAACUGAUCAAUCCGUUAUACGCAUCUACGUCCGAGGAGACCUCAGAGGAGGUCUUCCAGUUACCAGAGCCAAGGCACCUACCAUGUGAAGACCGCAGACCCGACAUGGACUUUGGAGGGAAUGCAUUGGCGGACAUGGCUUUUGGAGUGGAGCAGAUCGAGGUGGCCGAGAGCGGCUUUGAUGAAGACAUGGGGGAAGUGGAGGACCUCAGCCUAGAUCCCACAAUGGAGGAGCUCACUCAGAGGGACAUGCUUAUUCAGGUCUGCCCUCCCUCCCCUCCCAAACUGUCAUCCCAAGAGAGUUCAGUUUCAGAUCUUCAAUCCGUGCGGCGAAGAGGAUCGGUCAUGGCCAUAACAACAGGAAGUACUGAGCAUAGGUUCCAGCAGAGUGACUCCAAACUAGCAGAGAGCGCAGCUCUGAAUAGUCCCCACUGGGACACCUUCAACAUAACCCCAGAGGCACCGUCUGUGUUCCCCAUCCUGGACAUGGAGAUGGACGUAGGAAUCGCAAGUGAAGCUACAGAGGAAGUUAGACUAACCCCUCAAAGGUCUCUUACUGUACGAGCUAGCAUCUCCAGCCCUGCUCUUUCACAGAUCGAGGAGGGGAAAGAAUAUCAUCCAAAAUACAAGAUUGUAGAGGAUUCAGGCAUGGAAAUUGCACCCAGUCCAGCUCAUGAAUCCCAAGACCAAGAGACAGAAAGCAAGCAGAAGCCCAAGCUAUAUCAGACAGAUUCUACAGCGGAAAAAGAAAGUGUGUCCAAAUCCUCCUUAGAGGUCAAGGACAGUGGCACCGAGCACUGGGCUAAGAGACGGAAUCUCUUCAAGGACAGCAAGCAGUGGAGCUCUACAGGAGGAAGCUCCAUAACCAGCAGCAUCAAUGAAGAGUCAGGAAUUUCAGAAGAGAGUCGUUCUGUUGACAUGGCAGCAAAGGACCUUGGAGAUAAGGGUUUCUACACAGAAACCUUCCACUGUGCGUCAUGGAUUUACAGUGGAGACGAAGUCAGUACGACUGCUGGGCCAGUCCCUCCUGGUCUCCAACCUCGAACUGUCACAAUUCGCGAGAGGACGGUCAAGAUUUGUAAAGGAAUGGGAGAGUACCCCUGGGGGUUCAGAAUACAGUUUUCCAAACCUAUUGUGGUCACAGAGGUCGACACAAAUGGAGCAGCCGAGGAGGCGGGGCUAAUGGUGGGAGAUUUCGUCAUGGCCGUGAAUGGGAUCGAUGUCACCAGUAUCCCCCACUCUGAGGCAGCUGACCUGGCAAGACAAGGCCCAGACAUCCUGACUCUGACCAUUGGUUCAGACAUCGGCCGAGGCCCCAACACCCCCAGACCCACCUGCCGGGGUUACCUCCAUAAACGCACCCAGUCUGGCCUGAUCAAGGGCUGGAGAAGGAGGUGGUUCGUGCUCAGACAUGACUGCUGCCUAUACUACUACAGACAUAAAAAGGAUGAGGGGAGGAAGAGAGCUCUGUCAUCUUUUAAACUAGAGGGGGCAGAUGUUGGAGGGGACCCCUCCCUGGGGAAACCCUUUGUGUUCAAGUGCAGCCCCCUGUCUUCCGACCGAGUGUACUACUUCUCCGCUACGUCCAACCUGGAGAUGAAAAGGUGGUUGGAUGCCAUGGACAGAGCUGUUCAUCCUGUUACACAGAAUCACGUGUGGGUGGAUGUGACUCGCCACAACGCCAGCCUUCCCCCGCUGGCGGUGAAGAACCCAGAGUGUCUGGGUUCUUCACGACAACAUGCCUCAUUCAAAUGA
Molecule: messenger RNA, 3396 nt
Organism: Coregonus clupeaformis (lake whitefish)
Lineage: Eukaryota; Metazoa; Chordata; Actinopteri; Salmoniformes; Salmonidae
Gene: pdzph1
Product: PDZ and pleckstrin homology domains 1
Exons: 11
Coding region: 154-3396 (1080 amino acids)
Molecular function (GO): protein binding
Source: RefSeq, a predicted model, not a curated record